AUGUGCAGGGGGGUUUACUCGCCUGUGCUCGUGCGGGCAUGGGAGGAGUGGGCAGAUGAGAACGAGUCACUCAACGACCAUCCAGGCAUCUUCCCUUCUGACCAGGCAUACGUUGUCUUUAUUCUGGAGAUGGGCGGCAGCGACUUGGAGAAGGCUCCAGUGCGUUCCUUUGAUGAGGCACGCAGCAUCCUGCUGCAGGUGGCAGCAGGGCUGGCAGUGGCGGAGGCAGCGUGUCAGUUUGAGCACCGCGACCUGCACUGGGGCAAUGUUCUCAUUCAUCGCACACAGGCGAGUGGGCCACAAAGGGCAGGCAAGGGCAGGAGUGCCGCUCACAGGAGCGAGCAGGCAAAGGCUCUGAGUGACUGCACUGCGAGCAUGAACAGCACUGGGAACAGUAGUGCUUCCAGCAACGUAAGCAGUAACAACAGUGGUAGCCGCAAGGGAGAGGGCGAGAGCGGGCAGUGGUUCAGGCUGAACGGGCAGCAGCGGAGCUUCCAUGACAAGGGCGUUCGUGUGGCCAUCAUUGACUUCUCCCUCUCUCGUCUCCAGUCAGGUGCUCGAGUGCAUUUCAGCAACCUCUCCCAAGAGCCAUCCAUUUUCCAGGGCGAUAAGGGCCACCCCCAGUUUGACACGUACAGAGAGAUGAAGAACAAGACCAAAGGACGCUGGGAUAGAUGGUGUCCUCAGACCAACAGCCUCUGGCUCAAAUACUUAGCAGAGAUGCUGCAGACGGGCAAGAAGAUUCGCUUCAAGGCCAGCGAGAAGAGGGCCAUCAUCCAGUUCAAGGAGCGCAUGGCUGCAUGCCGUUCUGCAAAAGCUGCGCUUGAUGAUGAGCUCUUCAACAACCUUUGGCGCUCCUAG
Messenger RNA from Closterium sp. NIES-65, 861 nucleotides. The record is from the annotation of a GenBank genome assembly. NCBI's taxonomy places the organism in Eukaryota, Viridiplantae, Streptophyta, Zygnematophyceae, Desmidiales, Closteriaceae.